UUUAGAAAUUGCAUGGUAUAUCUUAUAAUAUUUACUAAAUUUUACUUUGUUAAUAUAGAUUUUUAAUUUUUGUUCUCAUAUUCUGAUAUCUAAUUGUUAUUUUAUUUUAAAUAUACAAUGGUGCUUGUAUUUAAUCAAAUAAUACUUAUGAUCUUUUUUUAAUGUGCCUGUUUUUUUUUUCAAACUAUAACUUUUUAUGUGUCUAUUUAAAAAACUUUUAAUGUAUAAAUUUUCAAGUAAAAUUUAACAACAAUUUUUGUUAAAGUGUAAAUUGUACAGAAUAGUUACAUGACAAGUAAAGUUAGUAAAGUGGCCAAGAAGAUUCAUGGGUGGGAAAACAUCUAAACCAUCAAGGGGAUCCUCAAAUCAACUAGGAGGUAAAAAAUAUCAAAAUGAAGAGCAAAUAAAUAAUGACACCAAUCAACAUCAACAAUAUCAAAAAGAUUUCAUUAGUAAAUCAUCACUUUAUCCUUUUGUCCAUCAUAGAAGAGGUUCAAUGUACAUAGAUGAAGAUGGUGACGUAGCUCAUGAGUUUUAUGAAGAGGCUAAAGAAGGUUCAAAAUUAACAUUAAAAAAAAUUGGUAGACAUGAAUUGAUACCUCAGGGUGAUGUCCCUUUGGAUGUACCAUGUAUAAAAUAUGAUUAUCCUGUUGUAUUGUUGGAGCAACCUAUUUGUAAAAAAAAACAAGAAAAUUAAUGUAAAUUGGCAAAUUUCAUUGGUUGUAUUGUAUUGCUUGAUUAUACAUCUAUCAGUAUGGAUUUAAAUUUAGGAAGAAUUAUUAUAAUAUGAUUCUACAAUCCUUUUAUGUGUGCAAUAUUUUGUAUUUGCUGUGAUAUGUAUGGAAGUGUACUAUAUUACCAAGUUGCUACUAAUUUUCAUAUAGAUGUUUGUAGUUAGUGAAAAAAAACCAGCAAAGUUUAUUGAGUAAAAUAGCUUAUUACUAUAGCUCAUUGUUUGUUUGGAGGAAUUUAAACUAAAAACAUGUAAACCAAAGAUGAUUGCCAUCUACUUAACCCUAUGUGUAUAAAUUAUAUUUAUUGCAAUGAUACAUAGUGUGUCCGUGAGUGUAUACAUUAAUAUUUAAAUACAAAAGUAGUCAAUAAAUAUGUAAUUAAAUAUUUACUCUAUUUGUUAACCUAGUUUUUAAAAAAAAUUUUUUUUGUUACAUAAUUUAAUACUUUUAAUAGUAGUGUAUGAUUAUUUGAAAUAUUUACUAUAUAUAUUAUAAUACUAAGUUUUAUUAUUUUACCAAUUAAUACUAGUUCAUGGUUGUCAUAAGUUUAGAAUUCCUGUAAAACAUGGGGGAGAGAAUUGAAGAAAUGGUUAGUAAAAUUAUAAAAAUGUUAGGGAAUUUGAUCAUUUUUUAGAGUUAUUAAAAAUUGAUCAAACCAUACAUGUAAUCUGUUAUCUGAGUUAAUUUUCAACAUAUUUAGGGGCUUAGAUCUCUCUAGUUCCUCUAGUUUCAUAUAUGCAAAUAACAAUAUAAACAAAGGGGCUGUUAACAUCAUAUGCCCUGCAUAAAAUAUGUAGUUUUACACACCUAAGCUAUGUAUGCCAUUUACUUAUUAACUGACUGGAAAAUUAUGGAAAAAUCAGAUAAUUUGAGUUUUAAAUUUGUGGCAACUAUAGAAUCUAACAGUUAAAUCACAGUUAUCUAACAAUUUUUUUGAUUGGAGACAUUUAUCUUAGUUGUUAAAAUUAUAAGUUAAAUUUUCAUAUUGUUCAUUAUUUUGUAUUAUUUUUUAUAUAAUUAUUAUAAAAAUAUUAUACAAUGGAUUCUAUUGUAUGAGGUGAUUCGUUUAACGCUAGCCACUCAAAUUCACUUAAAACAAUUUUUUUUUGGCUUUUGUUAUUGCAUAUGUAUCUCCCAUUUAUCUGUUAUAAAAUGUUAUUUAUAUUCAUUCCUUAUAACUUUAAGGGUGUCAAAUUAAAAUUUUUUAAAAUGGAAACAUACAUAUUUAACUAGCUUAUAAAAUAAAAAACGAUAUAAUUUCAUAAUGUCUGGCCAAUAAGAACUUUUGACAACUUUUCAGAAGUUAUUAACAUUUUUAUAUCUAGGUGAGAGGAGAGUGAGGCUGAUAAAUGUCUAGAAUUAAGAAUAACAGAAACCUCAUCUCCAGUAAAUACUUGUAAUUGUUAAUAUAAUUUUAAGAUAAAUUUAGUGACUGGCAUUAAAAGAAUCGUUCUGUAUAAUACAUGAAAAAGUAUAAUAAUUAAGUUAUUAUUUUUUUCCACAAAUAUUAUGUCAAUUUGUUUUUCUUAACUUAAUAAAAUGAUUUAUUAAAUAUAUCAAACAUAAUUAUUA
Molecule: messenger RNA, 2306 nt
Organism: Daktulosphaira vitifoliae (grape phylloxera)
Lineage: Eukaryota; Metazoa; Arthropoda; Insecta; Hemiptera; Phylloxeridae
Product: tumor suppressor candidate 2-like
Exons: 4
Coding region: 326-697 (123 amino acids)
Biological process (GO): regulation of mitochondrial membrane potential
Cellular component (GO): mitochondrion
Source: RefSeq, a predicted model, not a curated record